UUGGUCUAACCAUCAUCAUCCUCGUUGGCUCCUCUUUCCUCCAGUUUUCUCGGAUAAAACGGACCGAAUUCGCGGCUCUUUAAGGAUUUAUCGAUCAUUUCUCCUUUAAACGUGAUUUAAAUUCUCCAAUUAGCGGAAAAAUAUUCUCUCAGAUCCAGUUUCUGCUCUUUAUUCCUGCCUGUGAACCCGAACAGAGAUGUCCGUCGCGGGGUUGAAAAAGCAAUUCCAUAAAGCCACCCAGAAAGUCAGCGAGAAAGUUGGAGGAGCAGAAGGAACCAAACUAGACGAUGACUUCAAAGAAAUGGAAAAGAAGGUGGACAUCACCAGCAGAGCAGUGCUGGACAUCAUGACCAAAACCACAGAGUACCUCCAGCCAAACCCAGCAUCCAGAGCCAAGCUGAGUAUGAUCAACACCAUGUCAAAGAUCCGCGGGCAGGAAAAGGGGCCCGGUUACCCGCAGGCUGAGAGCAUUUUGGGAGACGCCAUGCUGAGGUUCGGGCGGGACUUGGGCGAGGAGUCCUGCUUUGGACUGGCGCUGAUCGACGCCGGCGAGGCCAUGAAGGAGCUCGGGGAGGUGAAAGAUGCUCUGGACAUGGAGGUCAAACAGAACUUCAUCGACCCGCUGCAGAACCUCCACGACAAAGAUCUGAAGGAGAUCCAGCAUCAUCUGAAGAAGAUGGAGGGCCGUCGCCUGGACUUCGACUACAAGAAGAAACGUCAGGGGAAAGUGCAGGAUGACGAGAUCAAACAGGCGCUGGAGAAGUUUGACGAGAGCAAAGAGAUCGCUGAGCAGAGCAUGUUCAACCUGCUGGAGAGCGACAUAGAGCAGGUGAGCCAGCUGGCAGCACUGGUCCAGGCCCAGUUGGAAUACCACAGCCGCUCUUCAGAAAUCCUCCAACAGCUCUCCAGCAAGAUGGAGGACAGGAUAAAAGAGGUGUCCAGUAAACCCAGGAAGGAGUACACCCCGAAGCCCAAAAUGACCCUGGAGCUUCUGCCCCCCAGCGAGAGCCACAAUGGCGGGAUUCUCUCAGCCAAGUCUCCAGGAAAAUCACCAGCACCGAUGGACCAGCCCUGCUGUCGAGCACUCUACGACUUCGAGCCAGAGAACGAGGGCGAGCUGGGCUUCAAGGAGGGCGACAUCAUCACUCUGACCAAUCAGAUCGACGAGAACUGGUACGAGGGCAUGAUCAACGGCCAGUCGGGCUUCUUCCCCAUCAACUACGUGGAUAUCCUGGUCCCGCUGCCCCACUAGUUUCCAGUCAGCAGCCCGUUCCGUCCCUCUCGACCGAUCCAGACACCCGUGAAACAGCCUGUACUUGCAGAAAAACGACAAACCACGCCCUCCUUCUACUUCUUCUGUGCUUCUGUGCAAUUCUGCUUUCACUAAACGGACUGCAACGAGAGAGGCGCUGGACAACACGAGACUUUUGGAAAAAAAAAAGAGAGAGAUGGGGAGGAUUAUAGCGUGAGCGGUGCAUUGGAGGAGGACAGGAAGAGACGAGACGACGAAGAGCUGUUGGUCUGUUAAAGUGUGGUGCUUAGCCUGGCAGCAACGGACACCAACAAGGCUUUUUGAGACUUGCAGUGAAGUCACAGUGUAAUAUGUAUGUGCAUGUCUGAAUGUGUGUUCUUACCUGUUAGUACUCCGCUAUGAUGAAGCCAGCACAAAUUCCUGCUCAUCAGUUUUACCUUUUACCUUGUUUCUCCUCUCCGCUUGGUUUCUCUUGAGGUUUCCCUGCAUUUUCUACCUUUGCUUACCUUCUUGUGCUUUUCUACAGCAACAACCACAGUUGUUCCUCUGUCUGUCUUUCUAUCUUUCUCUCCACCCUACUGGCACUGCUAUAGAGAUGAGUCAGAGCUGUACAUCCUCUUGGUUCUAGCUCCUCUUGUAACUACAGUAACUCUGCCUUACUUGCGUAGAUUUUCAGUUCAGUGGUUGCAUGCAUGGAUCAGCCACGUCAAAGGUUUAGGCGAUUAGACAUUGUGCUUUGAGGAGUAUGUAGCAGGGAUAAAGCUGCAUUAGAUCCAGGAUGAAUACGACCUUGAAAUCUCUCAUUUUGAGCUUUUCUGUCUUCAGGCGUUAACUUUAGCAGAGGUUUAAAAUGAAAAGAGAAAUAUGCUGGAGCAGUUAAAGAGAGGAAAAUCCUGGGGUUUACUCCAAAGUAAUGAUAUUCAACAGCUUUGGAGAAGGAUAUGCACUAAGGUAAAGAUAGGUUUGGUUUUUCUGUCCUCUCUGGUUCACAUUUGUGGGUGUGUCAUAUGUGGAGGUGCUUGCAGCUUUGUCUUGUUCCUUGCUUUUUGCAUGCAAGACUAAUUCACUGAAACUUCUAACAAUGUUUGCUGUUACAAAGCUUACGUUACGCUGUUCCGACAUGCAUUCAGUUUAAACACAACUUUAAAGUAG
Molecule: messenger RNA, 2404 nt
Organism: Cyprinodon variegatus (sheepshead minnow)
Lineage: Eukaryota; Metazoa; Chordata; Actinopteri; Cyprinodontiformes; Cyprinodontidae
Gene: sh3gl2
Product: SH3-domain GRB2-like 2
Exons: 9
Coding region: 197-1252 (351 amino acids)
Biological process (GO): synaptic vesicle uncoating
Cellular component (GO): cytoplasm; presynapse; glutamatergic synapse
Molecular function (GO): protein binding
Source: RefSeq, a predicted model, not a curated record